UCCUCUGCACCUUUUAAUUGCCUAACUAUCCUAGAGGAGCAGAAGGAGGUUAUUAUAGCUCUUACUAAAGCCUAUACUAAUCUAGUAAACAGGUUUAAAUUUAAUAACUUUAUUACUAAAAAAGGUCACAGCCUAGUUGUACUUUUAUAG
Molecule: messenger RNA, 150 nt
Organism: Lindgomyces ingoldianus
Lineage: Eukaryota; Fungi; Ascomycota; Dothideomycetes; Pleosporales; Lindgomycetaceae
Exons: 1
Source: RefSeq, a predicted model, not a curated record